AAUAAAAUGAAGGAAAAUUUCAGUUUAUUAAGCAUUUAGAAAAAAUGAGCAUAACGAUACUCCUUAUUUCACACAUACAUCUAAAAAAGUCGUAGUUCCAUAAAAAGAUACAACUAAAAAAAAACGUUUAAAAAAACAUUUAAAAUAUAUUUAGUGAGUUACUAACAUAGUUUCAUUGUCUUCCACGUGCUAUCUGUUGAAAUGACCAAACAAUCUGGCAUGUUCUAUGAAGCGUGUUUUAUUUUGAAAACAUAAACCGGAAGUGCGGUGGUUCUUAUUUAAAGAAUCAGAAAACCUGAGGAGAUGUGUGGGGACUUGAGGCCGCUAAAGAGGGUUCCGCUCCAAAGGAAGACUGUCACUGUAAUAUUUGGGAGGAAGAUAUUCAGACAGAUCAACGUGUGGAGGCGAAAAUAGAUACCCGCUUCGCGGACCGGGUCAUGUGGGUUCGGAGAAAUGUUCUUAUCCUCACGCGCGCCGGACAUCGGUAGCCAUCUGCCGGCUUGCUAGCUGAGUCCUUCAAAAUUACCGCUCCGAACCCGCAUUUUUAUUUAUUUAUUUUUUUCCCGUUAUCUGUUACUAACAUCCGCGGCUGAACCUCCUGUCUGCUCUGGAUUUUCGUGCAGCUACUAGUCCUCCGCUGUAAAUCUGACCGCUGGAAGGAUCGAGCUAGCAUCCUCUGGAGUCGGGUGUCCGCGCGGCGCUCGCAGCAUCCCCGAUCAUCAAGACAGUUCCUCUGCGCUGGAAUGCUAACGAACGAGGAAGGGAAAGAGUCGCCAUGAGCGCUGGCCGUUCCCGUCUCUGGAAGCACAUCUGUGAGGCUCCGACGAUCCACGGAUGCCGAGCGGGAUGAGCAUCCGGAGCCAUGCCCUCCGCUGCCGGCCGUGUCUGUCUCCAUCCUUGGGGAUGACGCUCGCACAGGGACCGGGCUUUGGAUGCAAGCAGCGGCGGGACGCGCCGAGAGGACUUGACAGGAGCAUGCUAGCGCGGUGCUAGGCGGCUAACGGACUUUAAACACAUUUUUUUUAACAAAUUAAGAAACAACCGAGACCAAUGUUAUCCAACAAGGUUUGGGUGGCAGUAGUUCUACUGGGCGUGUACAUAGGGCUGCAGGCGAGGUUCUACUUGUUCGGCGGAGUCCUCCUAACGGUCCUGUUUGCCAUGGCUUUUCUGAACGGACCCCGGCUGCUGGACUGGGCGAACUCCCCUCCGCACCUCCAGUUCAACAGAUACGUCCUGACGGGAUACCGGCCGAGCUCCUCCGUGCAGGACUGCAUCCGGAGCCUGUUCUACCUGCACAAUGAGCUGGGGAACAUCUACACUCACGGCAUCCCUUUGGUUUGCUUCUUGGUGCUUCUGCCCCUCAACAUCCCCUGGUCUCAAAUCAGCGUCACCUGGCUGGGGGUGGUGCACUUCCUGGCCUGCCUGUCGCCCCAGCUGGGCUCCGUGCUCUAUCACCUGUUCAUGAACCACGAGGGAGGGGAGCCGGUCUACCACACCCUCCUGAAGCUGGACGUGUGUGGCAUCUGCAUGAUCAACACACUGGGGGCUCUCCCCAUCGUCUACAGCACGCUGCUGUGCUACCCCUUCAUCCGCACCGUGGCUCUGCUCGUCUACAUCCUCCUGUCCAGCCACGCCAUCUACUGCGCCGUCACGGCCCGGAGCAGCGUGCGGCGGCUGCGCUCCUUCGCCUGGCAGGCGCUGUUCCGCUUCUCCUUCUUCCUGCUCCGCUGGGUGGGCGUCGGCGGCGGCAGCCCCACCUCCCUCCGCCACUUCCUCACGAUGGACACGUUGGCCGUGCUGGGCGGGGUCAUCAACAUCGCCCGCAUCCCGGAGCGCUUCCGACCGGGACUCUUUGACUACUGGUGCAACAGCCACCAGAUCAUGCACGUUCUGGUGGUGGGGUCCAUUCUCUACCUGCACUGGGGCGUCCUGGACGACCUGCUGUGGAUCAACAGCUACAACUGUCCCUCCGACUGACCCCCUCAUUCCAGCCCCCGCCUACGGACGAGGAACGCCAGAACUCAACGUCGGAGGACCUCAGGGGGCGGCUGGGAGUGCCUUGGGAGUAAAAACAGUGGGACAGUGUCUCACCUCAUGUACUUUUGCGUCGAAUGUUCACACCUUCGCUCGUCUUUGUUCGCAGGGAACUCACAGGCAUUCACACCCCCCCACCACUGCUGCAUCUUUCACACAGGUGUGCACAGGUGUGCCAGAGCAUACAACUGUAAAGUUAGGAGCGCUUCUCAUGACAGAAUUUGAGGAGUUUUCCAGGUAAAACGUCAAGAAAAAAGGAAGAACUGCAAUAAUAGAAUUGUUUUAUGACAGAUCUACUGGUUCUCUGCAUUUCAGAGGAAAACCUUUCAGAUUUACCUUAAUUAACAGCUAAUAAAGGGAGGUGUAGUUACUCAUUAGGUUAGUUUUUAUAACAAGAUGUUAGAAAAGCGUACAAGAAGCUCUGAAAAUAUGCAAAACUUCGUAAAAGGUCAGAUGUGUGUAGAAGUAGAACCGACAUCGUUUGGCUUCAUUUCAAAUCACCGCAAACGGAUAAAAAGUCGAGACCAACUUUUUCUUCGGAAGCACAGAAACCUUUUCCGCUUCAGAUGUUCUCCUGUGCCGUUUUUCUGAAAGUUCUCGGCGGCAGGAGAUUGUUUUAAGAUGUCAAAAAGUGAGCAGAAGAUUGAAAAAUAGUUCAUACAAUCUUGAUGUCAUUGUGGAUAGACGGGGCUGCUACCAACUCAAGCUAACGCCGACUCAUCAGAGAUACGAUUCAUUCGUUCCUUUUUUUUCUUCUUCAGAAGUACGAACAAAUGCGUAAUUGUCUCUCGAGGCAAAGCUUAAGCUCGCCUUCAUUUGCUAAAUAGUUUCGUACAAACCGGCAGAAGUGUUUGAUUCAUUUGCCGCUGCAAAGAUCCCUAAAGAUCUACCGAGCUGACGGAUCCUUUACACCGAGACGCAGGAAACCUUUUCCAGCAGCGUGAAACGCUUUUUGUCAUUUGGAUGUUUUACGAAGGCCGCUCCGCUUCAGUGGCACAGAGACGCAGAGUUUGAGAAAAGCGUCUAAAAUGCAAUAAGAGUAAAGGCCGAGCAGUUCUGCGACGAUAAAAGCUGAGUUUAGGCUUCAGCUAUUGCAGUUGAUAAAUAAUAAUAUCACAUGCUCCGUCUAUAUCUUGACUGCUCCACAUCACCUCUAUUUAAACCCGCUAGCACCGCUGAGUUCUUACUUUAAUGAGUUUCAGCCACUGUGUGCAGCACGCUGUGACCUGUCUUUACUCUGGAUACGGGCGAGGGGUUCAUUCUGCGGUGCACCAGCUCUUUAGCAAGGCAUUGACUCUGUCGGCCAGAGUUUAUUAGGCCUGUUUCAGAACCCUUAAUGCUUGAAUGUAUUUCCAGCUAUUAAAAAAAAAUCACUUAUUCUUGGUUUCAGAUAGAUGCAAAAUUAAGGUAAUUUUGAAACCAAAGUGGUUUGAUGCACAUUUAGGCAUCAAGGAGUUAAAUCUGGCAAUGUUUUAAUCAUUUGGGCUUUGUGGAAUAUGAUUGAAGACACCUUUGUCCCCGUUUUACAUUGAAAGACCUAAAGGAAUAUAAUCUUCCAUUCAUUCUAAAUGUUUCCGAAAGUGAGAGGAAGACGCUGUUUUAGUCUGAAAAGUGUUUCUAUUGCACUUCAUGAGAAACAUGUCAAAAGAAAUUUAAAGGAGAUUUCUUUUUUUGCAGAUUAUGGGCUGAAUUUGUCUGCUGAUAACCUGGAAAAUUGCUCCACGUUUUCUCCAAACGCACUUUUUUCUCCCCAAAAUUCCCCAAAAUUUUUGCUUAAAAAAACAGACGUUUACCUCUCUGCUGUAUUUUGUGUCUGCCAUAAAUGUUUACAUCCUUUCUAUUUUUUAUACUUUUAACUUAUAGUAGCUUAAAGUUUGAAAAUCCUUUAGGUGGAAAAAGGUUUUGCACAUUUCUUUUGGAACAUUUUAGGGUUUUAAAUAGUUUGACUGUAAGGAAUGAACCCCUCACCCUCCUGCUGUGCAAAUCCACUGUUUGUUUGUUUGUUCUUCUUUUUGGUGCAAUAUUGAGUUAUAUUUAUUUGUUAAAAAAUGAUUUGAUUGUCAAAAUGUCUGGGAAAAAAAAGGUCUUUGCACUUGUUUCCCUUUGCAACAGUCAGAAUUGGGGCUAAGCGGCUCCCCUCACCGUCCAUCUCAAAUGAGCAUUUGCUAACAGCAGCUUCAGACCCGCAGCUUCGGAGGUGUUUGCACGCUGACACUGACGCUGAUGCUGACGCUGACUGAUGAGUUAAGAAGCUGGUAGUGAGCCACAAGCCCCUCAGAGUUCAGGACUGGACACUGCCGGAGCAGAAACUCCUGCAUCGUUGGCCCCUGAAGGGAAAAGUGUUGCAUGAACUUGGACGGCUGGGACACAGAAGGGUCUAGUCCUCAUUGCUCUGCUGGAGGUGGACAGUGCGGCGCCCCCUGCAGGACACUUCUAUAAAUCCCAUAUGUUCAUUGUUCUCUAAAGGGCUUUAGUUUAAGUGAAUUUUGCAUCUCCUUCAUAUUUAAAGUCCAAAUACAUCAUGUAAAUACGUGUAUUUAGAUGAUCUAUAUAUCUAUAUGUACACACAGGAAAAAGGCAUUAUAGGAUUUUUUUUUUUUAACAAGAAGGGAAGCAAGAAAGGAUGCACGUUCGUGGGAAACAGUGAGGGAUGGGGCCACACGCGUCCAUAUCAGUCGUAUUUGUAAACAGAAACAAAUGACGGAGGUUUGGGAAAAAGAGGCUUACCUUCGUAUAAACUGUGACCACAGCAAGGCAUGUGAAUACCUCUCGACCGCACUCGGUCAGUCUAUGCAUCAUCAGCUGAAGGAUCCGUUCAAGUGGACGCGUGUGGCUCCAAACGGCGGGCGGGCGGGCGGGCUCCUACACCCUGGGCCUCCCACUGCUCAGGGUGCCGUAACUGUAGCUGCAACACGUGCUGUCCGAGCGGCGGCUGGGAGGCGUCCGAAAGCACGCCGGCUCCAGGUCGGUCUGCUCACUCCGUGGGCCUCGUAGCAGACUGCAGGCAAACUGGAGGAACCGCGGUACAGAAAAGAAACUGGCUUUGUUCUGUUUGUCUGUUCACUGAGAAGAACAAAACAACCCAAAAUGCGUCUCCAACAAGACUUAAACCUGUUUUUUAAACACUGCAGGUGCCGGAAAGCCUGUUCACAGCCUGUUUAUAACGACUAUAUGUCUUGUUAUGUAUUAAUUAUUAUGCCUACUUGAAUUAUGUGACGAUGUGUACAGGUCAUGAGGUCAGCCCUUUCUUUUAUAACGAAGGGAGCUUUCUGGAGAGUCUGUCUGUUCAUAUCUGCAGGGUUGAGGGAUGGUGCCUCCAUCUAGUGGAAGCUGUCGCAGUCCUCACAGCUCACCGGCGCGUCGCCGUGUCAGCGCUGGCCUCCGUACAUUCAUACCAUGUAUGUAAACGUGCGUUGGAGUCCACCUGCGGAGUCCAUUGAUUUUGCACUGGCGGGGCCUUGGCUGCAGCCCCCCCCCCCCCCCCCCCCCCCCCACCUAGGAGGAGGAACAAGCCAGCGCAACAUUCACACACUCGCCGUCCAACGUUGGCAUCCCGGGUAACAGACAGACUCUCCUCCUCCUCCUCCUCCUCCUCCUCAGUCUCCAGCAACGAUUGUGCAAUAAACUGAAGUCUAUAUUUUUAAA
Messenger RNA from Oryzias latipes (Japanese medaka), 5679 nucleotides. It is a transcript of the gene paqr4a, whose product is annotated as progestin and adipoQ receptor family member IVa. Gene Ontology annotation, molecular function: signaling receptor activity. The record is from RefSeq and is a predicted model, not a curated record. NCBI's taxonomy places the organism in Eukaryota, Metazoa, Chordata, Actinopteri, Beloniformes, Adrianichthyidae. Gene Ontology annotation, cellular component: membrane.